CCCCGCGGGGGUGGGGUUGGACGGUAUCCUUUUUCGGGGGUCGAGAGGAAUCGCGAAUCGGAAAAGUCCCGGCUGUCUCCAGCGACGGCGGGCCGAGAGAUGUAUCGCCAGAUGUUUUUCACGUGCCAAGUGCAGUAUCUCAACGACGUCGAUCCGUUCACUUAUGCGACCCUCUAUCCGGAUGUUAACCCACCCGAUCACACCUUCAGCGCGACCUUGCCGCUCAUCAACCAGCUCGCCGCCGUGCAUCGGCUUCUUCGGGCGCCUCACAGGCUCGACGACACGGCGCUCCAGCUGUACAAGGGCGGCGAUUAUGGCGCUUACCUGGACCUCGAGGCCUCGAUCAACGAGCAGCAGGAGGAAUUCGAAGGCUUCCACGAGAGCCGGAAGAACGCGAUCAUUCUCAGGACCCAGCUGUCCGUGAGGGUUCACACCAUCAUAGAAAAAUUGCUGAACAGCGAAGGCCGCGAGCUGCGACGGGCCCUCUUCUCCCUCAAGCAGAUCUUUCAGGAGGACAAGGACCUGGUGCACGAGUUCGUGCAAAAUGACGGACUCGCCUGCCUCAUCAAAGUCAGCAGCGAGGCCGAUCAGAACUACCAAAAUUACAUAUUACGAGCACUCGGCCAGGUGAUGCUGUACGUCGACGGCAUGAACGGGGUGAUGGAACACGGGCAGACGGUGGAAUGGCUGUAUACGUUAAUUGCCAGCCGUUUUCGGCUGGUGGUGAAGACGGCGCUGAAGCUGCUACUCGUGUUCGUGGAAUACGUGGAAACAAACAGCCUGCUGCUGGUCAGAGCCGUGCGGGCGGUGGACACCGCCCGCGGCAUGAUACCGUGGAUUAACGUGAUGAAGCUCCUGAAGGAUUACGACGCCGCCGACACCGAGCUGCUCAUCUACGCGACCACGUUGGUCAACAAGUGCCUGAACGGCAUCCCCGAUCAGGACACCUACUACGAUCAGGUGGACUGCCUCGAGGAGCAGGGCAUGGAGGGUGUUAUCCAGAGGUACAUGUCGAAGCAGGGCACGGAUCUCGACCUGCUCAGGCAGUUUCAGAUCUACGAGGCGGUGUUGCAUCACGAGGACGGCGACAGGGGCUCGCCGAUUCGUCAAUUGGACGACAAUAUCAGGAAGACCCUGCGGAAUCGGAAGUCUCUGGUGGACUCUCACGAGCGACGCAAGUCCCGGAGGCACUCGACCGGCACCUCGCCCUUGUCGAUGUCUCUGAACGCGCGUCUGAGCCCGCGGCUGAACCAUACUCUGGGCGUGAGUUCGCUCAACAGCACCUUGAACUCGAGCCUGCCGGACGACGACGACGAAUCGAGCAGCUCUCAGAGUUCCCAUGGCCAUCUGGGUGAGGUUCAGCUUAAUGGCAGCUACAAGGAGAAUAAAGUGGACGUUGGCGUGACACCGGCGCUCAGACGACGACGAGAACGCGCGGAGAGACAGAGGAGCUUCAUUAGAGAGCAACAAGAGGCUACCGCAAACAUGAGGGCUUCGAUCGGUCACACCGACGAUCAGGAAAGUCAGUUUCCGUCGAACAGUCUGCGAUACACAAACGGCACCUCUUACGAGAGAAACGCCGAUUCCCCCUCGAACAAGUUGUCCAGAACGAACAGCAGGAAGGACUUGACGCCCUUGAUGAAUGCCGCGAACAAGCUCGACUCGGAGGAGAAGAAGCCGUGGUACGGCAAGAGUCCCAGCGAAGGUGUCGAGUACGGCGAGAGUAAUCACACCGACGACGAGGACGAGGAUCGUCGAGUGCUGCUACAGCCUAAGAGGGAAGGCACCGUCAAGGAUCUCACGCAGAAGUUGGCGGCGCAGAAUCUUAUACCGAGCAGUCCCGUGGAGGAGAAAGUUUCCAGGAUAGGCGACAUCAGCGGGCUGAUCUCGAAGGCGAAGGAAGGUCUGGCCAAGUCCAAGUCGAAGGCUGACGUGCUGAAGUCGCCAACCGGCGACAACCUGCCGAAGCUUCAGGAGACGAAGAAGUCCGAGAACGAGCUACACUGGGAAGAGCUCGUGAAGAAGCUGAAGCGGCCGCUCGCGCUCUGCGAUCUCGACUUCACCGACCUCAAUUCCGACGACGAGAUCGACGUGCUGGGUUCGGCCAACGUCGCGAACGGCGUGCCGCCGCCACCGCCGCCGCCGAUGGCGCCUCCGUGCGGAGACGCGAGGGCGCCGCCGCCGCCGCCGUUGAGCGCGAGACUACCGCCGCCGCCGCUUCCUCAGGGCCCGCCGCCGCCGCAGCUGUUCGGCGUAAACCUGAAGAUGUCGAGGUCGUCGUUAGUCAACGAGACCGGCGGCGGCGGCGGUGGCGGCGGCAGUAGCUGUCCGCCCAAGAGCCCGCCGUCGUUGAUCGCCAAGAAGAGCAAGAAAACGGUGAAGCUGUUCUGGAAGGAGGUGCGGGACGACCCGAACAUCCUCGCGCGGCUCGACAAACACAAGAUGAUCUGGGACGAGCUGACGCCCGUGGCGGUUGACACGCAGAAGCUCGAGCACCUCUUCGAGAGCCGAGCCAAGGAUCUCAUCACCAAGAAGCAGCAGGAGAUGAACAAGAACAAGGAGAUCAUCGUGCUGAAUCACAAGAGGUCGAACGCCAUCAACAUCGGCAUGACGAAACUGCCGCCGCCGAGGUCCAUCAAGACCGCGAUCCUCAAGAUGGACGCCACCAUCAUGAACAGGGAGGGUAUCGAGAAACUCCUGACGAUGCUGCCCACCAAGGAGGAAAAAUCCAGGAUACAAGAGGCUCAGGCUGCCAAUCCCGACCUUCCUCUAGGAUCGGCCGAACAGUUCCUCCUGACUUUGACCUCCAUCUCGGAAUUGCCGGCGAGACUGAAGCUGUGGGCGUUCAAGCUGGACUUUGAGAACUCUGAAAAGGAAAUCGCGGACCCUUUGAUGGAUCUGAAGCAGGGCAUGGAGACGCUGCGAGUGAAUAAAACGUUCCGCGGGAUUCUGAGCACGCUCCUUUCGAUCGGGAUAUUCCUCAACGGAAAUGAGGUGAAGGGCUUUCAGCUGGAAUACCUCGUCAAAGUACCUGAAGUGAAGGAUACGGUUCACAAGCACUCGCUGCUUCAUCACCUCUGUCAUAUGGUGAUGGAGAAGUUCCCGGAUUCGACGGAUCUCUACUCCGAAAUCGGCGCGGUAACGAGAGCUUCGAAAAUCGAUUUCGACGAACUGGCGGCGAACAUCGCGAAACUCGAGAGCGAGUGCAAAGCGUCUUGGGACCAUCUCAAGCUCAUUGCGAAGCACGAUGGCUCGACGAUGAUGAAGGUCAAAAUGUCCGAUUUCCUCGCCGACUGCGCCGAGAGGAUAAUCGUCUUAGGCAUCGUGCACCGGCGUAUCAUAAAUCGUUUCCGCAAAUUCAUCUUGUGGCUCGGUAUACCGCUGCACAGGGUGCAAGACACGAAACCCAACGAGUUUUGCAGGAUCGUGUCCGAAUUCGCCCUGGAGUACAGGACCACCAGGGAGCGAGUGAUACAGCAGCUCGAGAAGAAAGCCAAUCAUCGAGAGCGCAAUAAGACCAGGGGGAAAAUGAUAACGGAGGUCGGCAAGUUCCGCACAAAGGAGGACCGAGCGGACGCGGAGCUCAGGCAGCUACUCGGCAGUGACAUCUCAGACGUCGAAAGUAUCCACGGCACAUUACCAUGGCGAAGGCAGAGGAAAGACGUUCACGCAAAUUUUCACACGAGAGAACGAGAGACCAGGGGGAGAUACAGCCGAGGUUGGGACUCGGAGACCGGAGGACGGAUCUUUGUUGGUGCUGAAAUGGAGCGGGAAAUCUCGCUCUCUGUUCCAGGACGUAUAAUCGCGCUGGGUCCGGUGCUUCGGGACGAGAGCACCAACGGCAACUUGGCCGACGGUGUGGACGAACUGCUGGAAUCCCUGGUGAAAACCGCGACGAAGGCACCGGCCACCAGGACAACGCCGCGCGAGCGCAAGAGGACCAGACACGCCGAUCGUAAGUCUUUGAAGCGAUCGCGCACCCGGGAGAACAACACCACGCCGGAGGGGUAUCAACCCUGAUGGGCCAGGUUUCGUGAGCUCUCUGCGAUUAAGUGCGUAGAACGUUGAAGAACGGUCUCUCGGAAGAGGAGAAGAAGCACAUCGCCGCCUACAUCAAGGGCUACUGACUGUGAUAAUACUCGAAGACCACCAAGACAUGCCCUCGACGAGAAACGAAACGAGACGGGGCGAGCCGGGGCACGCCGGGGCACGUCGAUACUCGGGCGCACGAAGAGGGUGAGAAACGCGUUGGAGACUUCGCCAAGACAUCGCCGGCCAAGAGAGCUCCGGACCUCCGGAAUCCCCCCGUCUCCCCAGCGCCGUCAGCACGGGAGACGCUCCGACACGUCGGCGUCGUGUCCGACGAACAACGCGCGGUGCCUCGUCGCUCGAUUUUUCUCACCAAGAGGCGGUAACAGGUAGCCGACGAAGGGAGAAAAGUGGAGAGAGAGAGAGAGAAAAGAAGGAAGCGGACAGCAAGACAGCGGUCCGGUCGCGAAAUCCGGACGCGAGCGCGCGCCGACCGACGAUUCUCAGAUUUGGCCAAACGAUCGAGCGAGCCGGCGUGGCGUGGCGUGGCGUUUCCCCUCACUCCACCCCCGCUCCCGGAAGGUAUCGCGCGCGUUGCAGAGUCUGCUCCCAGCUGGGGAUUACUCUCAGCUUUGCAGAAGCGUCCUCGUUUCUCGCAGACAUCUCCUCGUCGCGUGGAAGUCUUCCGGUUGCGCCGGAACUUCUUUAUCUCGCGGAAGAUCCGCAGCCGGCGCGGUUUUUUCGCAGGGCUCCCUUCGCGUUUCCCUUUUCCUCGGAAGAGUUGCCUGCGCACCCGUGCGCACACGCGUUAUUUUACGUUAUUCGUAUAUAUAUAUAUAUAUAUAUAUAUAAAUAUAAAUAUAAAUAUAAAUAUGUAUGUGUUACGUAUUGUACUCGGAAUACUUCUCGGUAGAUUCACUCGAACCUCGGACGACAGGGUCGACUCGACUAAUUAACCGUGCGUAAUCACCACGUGCCUCGACGAAUUUUCUAUGAUCGAUCGAAUUCUAAGACCGACCGGCACUCUCGCGAGCGAACGACGCUUUCGCUCGCGAUGAUCCGUUAUGUAUAAUGAUAACGAAGCGACAGCUGUUUCUGUUCUCCUACUUUUUUCUUUUUCCUUUUCUUUUCUUUGCAUACGAAGUAACUAUGACGCAGAACGAUUCCUACGCGAACACACACAGCGAACGCAUCGGUAUACAACGCCGCACGGCGCAAAUUUCUCACGGCGUGGCUCGCUCCCGAGACAGCAAUUCAAUUACUUUAAUCAUCACUUUAAUAUUGCGUCUGGUACAGCCGCGUAAUCGCAUUCAUUGUAACCUUCUGUUGGAAAUGAUUCUUCAAAUAAAGCGAGAAGCAGUUCUAAA
Messenger RNA from Harpegnathos saltator (Jerdon's jumping ant), 5396 nucleotides. RefSeq names its product Formin homology 2 domain containing (gene Fhos). Gene Ontology annotation, biological process: cortical actin cytoskeleton organization. The record is from RefSeq and is a predicted model, not a curated record. Gene Ontology annotation, cellular component: cytoplasm; cytoskeleton. Bases 100 to 4020 code for a protein of 1306 amino acids. Gene Ontology annotation, molecular function: actin filament binding. The transcript is spliced from 20 exons. NCBI's taxonomy places the organism in Eukaryota, Metazoa, Arthropoda, Insecta, Hymenoptera, Formicidae.